This is a messenger RNA of Vollenhovia emeryi, 1254 nucleotides long. Its product is annotated as odorant receptor 13a-like. Gene Ontology annotation, biological process: sensory perception of smell; detection of chemical stimulus involved in sensory perception of smell. The record is from RefSeq and is a predicted model, not a curated record. The transcript is spliced from 4 exons. Bases 1 to 1173 code for a protein of 390 amino acids. Gene Ontology annotation, cellular component: plasma membrane. Lineage: Eukaryota; Metazoa; Arthropoda; Insecta; Hymenoptera; Formicidae. Gene Ontology annotation, molecular function: olfactory receptor activity; odorant binding.
AUGCCGCGAAACAAGGAUCAUAAGAGCGAUAUUUUGUACAUCACCCAACCAACUCGCAACAUUUUACUCGCGCUCGGUACCUGGCCCUCCAUCAGUAAAGAGAAAUCUGUGUACCCGAAGAUUCACCAUCUCUUGUUAAUUUGUAUAUCCUACACUCUUCUCUCUUGUGACCUUAUACCCGGUAUUCUUUACUGGUUGAUGGAGAAAACGACGCGUAUACGACUGCAAAUGGUUCCUCUUCUCCUUUACGACUUUAUGUCCGCAAGUCAAUACGGCAUCUUCAUAUUUCGCUAUGAUCAGCUUAGGCAAUGCUUGAAGCACGUUGAAGAGGAUUGGAAGAACAUUCUCAGCGCGGAUGCACGGAAUAUUAUGCUGAAAUCCGCGAGGUUGGGAAAGCGUCUGGUUACGAUCUGCGGAGUCUUCAUGUACAGCGGCGCCAUUACUUUCCGCACAAUCCUGCCGUUGUCCCAGGGGAAGACCAUCACCGAUCAGAAUGUCACGCUGAGACAUUUCGCCUGUCCGGGUUACUUCUUUUCCCUCGACGUGCAAGUCAGCCCCGUUUACGAGACGCUUUUUAUAAUCCAGUGUCUAACAGGAUUCGUUACAGUUUCGGUCGUGACAGGUGCAUGCGGCCUCACGGCGAUUUUCGUGGUGCACGCUUGCGGCCAACUGAAAAUUCUCAUCGGCUUGAUGAGAGCUCUCGUGCAGAAACAGUGGCGAGAGGAGCGCGAAGUUAAUAAGAAGCUAGCUGAGAUAGUCGAACAUCAAAUAAGAGUGCGCAAUUUUUUACGAUUGGUGCAACAUACCUUGCAGGAAAUAUAUUUGAUGGAAAUCCUGGUGAACUCGAUAACGAUCUGCCUUUUAGUAUAUUUUAUGUUAGUGGACUGGCAAAAUAGGAAUAUAACUACCGUAUGCACUUAUUUAAUAAGCAUUGCAAAUAUAACAAUCCACAUGUUUCUAUUUUGCUAUACCGGUGAACAGCUUACUAGCCAGGCGGAAAAGGUAGCCAUUGCAUCCUGUGAACUCGAAUGGUAUCGUCUUCCGGACAGAAACAUGCGCAACGUUGUAUUGCUGAUAAUUAUGUCUAACGCGCCCACCAAGAUCUCCGCUGGGAAGUUCGUCGACCUCUCACUCAAGACAUUUGGUGAUGUGAGUCUAUUAAUUUUAAGUUAAUUGCAUCUUCCAAAGACUUUCAAAGUAUAUUGAAACUUUUCAUAAAGUACCUCUUAAAAGCCAUGUUUUUAUCGAGUUAAU